AUGGAGGAAUCUGACAAGCAGAAUCAUACUAACAAGGCAAAAAAAGACAAAAAGAAAACCAGAAAUGAAGUAAGAGAAAAAAUUUUUAAAUGUACAGGCUAUGAAGAUUGUAAUAUGGCAUUUAAUAGGGCUGAACAUUUGGCUAGGCAUAUAAGAAAACAUACUGGUGAAAAACCAUUCCAAUGCCAUAUCUGUUUCAAAUACUUUAGUAGACCUGAUAACUUAAAACAACAUAGGGAAAAUGUACAUUCUAAAAUUGAAAACAUUACUUCCAUCCUCAAAUCCCAACCAAGGAUACAUAAUGAUCAAUUUAAUUAUAUCAAUGGCAUAGGGGUUAAUAAUACUGGUUAUCUCAACCAAGCAUAUUAUCAAUAUCCACAUUAUACAAACGGUAUAUAUUAUAAUUAUGUCGGUGCCAAUAAUAAUAUGACUAUACCUAACAAUACUCCAGAUUAUUUCAAUGGAUAUCAUCCCCACUUUCCUGUGGAUAUGUCGGAUACAAAAAUGAUUCCUUUUUCACGGCCGCAUAUGGUAACUAAAACUACUGUUAUUGCUGAUACCAGUUUAAAUAACAAUAUCCCAAACAUUUCUAACAUAGAAAAUAGCAAUUUUCGCUCUAGUAGAGGUACUGAAGUUAGUAAUAAUAUUCCUAAAGUAAAUCAUUUGUCAAACUCAACAGAUUUGACUGAUAAAAAUCACAUAGGUAUUAUUUCAAAAUCUAAUAUGGACCAACAAAAUUCAAAUUUCCCAUCUUUAGGUUACAGUAUUUUUCCUAAAGAAAAGUCCAAACAUAAUCCUUAUAAUUCCUACCCAAUACCGACAGAUGGUAAACUGGUAUCCCAACAGAACAAUGUUGCUGCAUUAAACAAUACUACAACAAACUAUAACUUUUAUCCAUAUAAUAUAAUCUCUGAUAAUUAUCAAGUAAAUCAUAGUUUUGGUACGAAUAUGUCCCAGCCUCCUACAGCUGGCUCUGUUAAGAGUAUUUCAACUACAACACCAUCCAGAAGCCAUGAUAAUAAUGUAAAUUAUAUCUCAAACAGAACACCAUGUAAUAAUUUGCUACCAUAUCAGGCAAUUUUACAACAGCCAAAGACUAUUACUGCAUUGCCUGUUCAGUUAGAGAGAGAAAGAAUCGUUUCCCUACCUUCAAUCUAUCAAGAUAUUGAUUCAAAGGUGAAAAUGAAUGCACAACAAACUAAUGAAACUAAUACAAGUAUUAACCAAAACCAAUUCACAAAUGUUCCAUCUUAUCUUUUAUCAUCACUCCAAACAAUGCCAUAUCAAAUAGGACACUCGCAUCAUCAAGCACAGUCCACAAUUUUGUAUAAUCCCAUUCAACCAUCGGCAGAGUUAGUUAACUUGAAUCAUAAUAAUUCUGGUAUUAAUAAUGUAUUCAGUAAUUUAACUAUUAAUAAUAAAAGUUCCAAUCUAAACAAUGAUGAAAAUAAAACUUAUUCUACAAAGCAAACUUUUACCAAAAAUAGUGCUACUAAAAGUAGUCCUUCUUCUUUGGAUUCAAAAUUGAUAGUUGAAUCAAAGUCAUUAUCUUCUUUAGUUUCAUCUGCCACUUCACCCACUAUUGGUAAAUGUUAUAAAAACAAAAUCAACGAAGGAAAUGCUAAUGUUUCAGGUAUAAAAGAUAAUAUUUUGAAAAAUAAUUAUCAUAAAAGAAAACUUCCUGACAGAUCCUCUUCUUCCUCUAGCGGAAAUAGUAAUAACAAUAAUAGUGGUAGUAGUAGUGACAAUUUAUCUGAUGUUAAUGAAUCCAAUACUCAAGAUAUAAAAAACAGUAUUUAUGAGGACAGCGAUGAAAAGACUUCAAAUAAUGAAGAGUAUUCUAAGAAGGAUGGUACAUCCAAAAGGAAUAAAAAGAAAAAUGAUAGUAAGCCCAAGUCUAAGUCCAAGUCUGCUUCCAACAAACCUUAUAAGAAAAGAUCAAAGAAGAAAGCAGAUAACAAAAAUGAGUUGGGAGGAUCUAUUACGAAUGGGUCAUUUAGUAGUUUUGAAUCAUCUGUCUUUAGCACUGAGACAUACGAUACCACUGCUGGCAAAACAAAGGGUGAAGAAAGAGAACAGAAGAAAACUACGGAAAAAAAGCAAAAGGACAAAUUCCAUGAAAGAGAUACUAAUAAGAAGAAAGACACGCAAGUUACAAAAGAUGAACAACAUUUCGAUGAUGAAGCUGAUGGGUCUACUUCCUCAAGGUUAAGUUUAGAUUAUAUUAUAUCAUGA
Messenger RNA from Arxiozyma heterogenica, 2235 nucleotides. Its product is annotated as C2H2-type zinc finger protein. NCBI's taxonomy places the organism in Eukaryota, Fungi, Ascomycota, Saccharomycetes, Saccharomycetales, Saccharomycetaceae. Gene Ontology annotation, molecular function: RNA polymerase II cis-regulatory region sequence-specific DNA binding; DNA-binding transcription factor activity, RNA polymerase II-specific. Gene Ontology annotation, biological process: regulation of transcription by RNA polymerase II. Gene Ontology annotation, cellular component: PcG protein complex; chromatin; transcription regulator complex. Bases 1 to 2235 code for a protein of 744 amino acids. The transcript has a single exon. The record is from RefSeq and is a predicted model, not a curated record.